CUCUCUCUCUCCCCCCUUCUUUUUUUAUUUGUAUCCUUUUCUUACGCUUCUUUUUUUUUUUUUUCCCUUUACUUCUAAUACAUGUCUGAUACGGAAUACCCUGUUAUUGUGGGCAUUGAUUUCGGUACCACUUAUACCGGAUGUGCUUACGCCUUUGUGCAAAAUGACGAAGUUGUCGACAUUGUGAGAUGGCCCAAGCAAAAUAACAAUGUGUAUCCCAAGACACCUACCUUAAAUUUCUACCAAGGAAAUUCCAGUCAAAUGACCCAGUGGGGAAACGCCGCUCGUGUGGAGAUGCAACGACCUACGGCACGUAACUCAGUUUUAUUAAAGCAAUAUAAACUUUAUUUGGACGAGAAUAUCGCCAAAGAUUUACCUCCUUUACCCAACGGACUGACUAUUGUGGAAGCCAUUGCGGAUUAUUUAAAGGCCUUUCAUGAACAUGUUGUAAGCGAGUUAAAGAAGGGGUUUGCUCGUAAUUACGGUCAACAUCAAUUUCGAUAUUGUUUAACUGUACCUGCCAUGUGGUCAGAUAGAGCCAAGAAUACGAUGCGUGAUGCAGCCAUUAAAGCAGGCUUGAUUGGAGAAAAUGAUCACCGUGAUAGACUGAUGUUGAUUUCUGAACCCGAAGCUGCUGCUUUAUACUGUGAAAAGAAGUGUGAGCAAUUUAAUCUGCGACAUGGUGACAAAUUCAUGAUUUGUGAUGCUGGUGGAGGAACUGUGGAUUUGAUCGUGUUUGAGAUUGACGAACACAGUGGUCGAAAAUUACGAGAGUCUACCAAGGGACAUGGACAAUCGUGUGGUAGUGUCUUUUUGGAUCGUCGUAUGAGAAAACUCUUAAAGAAGAAAUUCAAGGAAUAUUUGGCUUCUAUUCCUGCCAGUGCAUUUGAGACAAUGAUGGAUACAUUUGUGGAUCUUAUCAAACCUCAGUUUGACGGUGUUGAAGACCAGUUUAUUUCAUUACCUGCUUCAAUGAAUUUAGGCUCGUUAAAUAACCCCGCCAUCGGUCUAGAGGAAGGUAUGCUCUGUUUGACCGCCAACGAAUUAAAAGCAGAUGUAUUUGAACCCGUGGUGAAGGAAGUGCUCAAUUUGAUUGAGGAUCAACUGGUGAAGGCAGGUAGUCUUCAAGCAGUCUUUUUAGUGGGCGGUUUUGGUUCUUCCAAUUAUUUAUUUGAUAGAGUGCAAAACGAAUUUGGAUCCCGCAUUGGGUUAGUCGCAGUACCCCCUCGGUGUGAAUUAGCCGUGGUACGUGGUGCGGUUUAUUUUGGAUUGAAUCCUCGUAUUGUCACUACACGUAUUCCCCGUUAUUGGUACGGUAUUGAUACAACCACUACAUUUGAAGAAGGUGUGGAUCCACCCAAUUACAAGAUCAUUCGUGCUGAUGGAAGUAUUCGUUGUGAUAAUCGAUUCUCGGUCUAUGUCCGAAGAGAACAACCCCUCGAUAUUGAUAACUGUGUUUCCAAGGACUUCUUUGCUUAUUACCCUCAUCAUACCACUUGUACUUUAUAUGCAGCAGAUACCGAUGAUCAACCCAGAUACACCACCAGUCCCGGUGUACGCAAAGUAGCCAAUUUCACUAUCCCCAUGCCCGCUUUAACAGGCGUCAUGGAAGGUGAGAAAGUAGAUUUAUCCAUCAAAAUGUAUUUUGGUGAAGUAGAAUUAAGAGUAGAAGCCGUGAUUCGAGGCAAGACCUAUGGUACCACUUGUACUUUUGACACGGAUUAAAAUAAAAAAAAAAAAAAACUUGACAUUUUUAUGCCAGUCACGAACCCUAAAUUAAUUUAGGGAUUCCCAAAGCUAC
Mucor mucedo is the source of this 1801-nucleotide messenger RNA. RefSeq lists its product as uncharacterized. Lineage: Eukaryota; Fungi; Mucoromycota; Mucoromycetes; Mucorales; Mucoraceae. The coding region runs from base 82 to 1725 and encodes 547 amino acids. The transcript has 5 exons. Gene Ontology annotation, molecular function: ATP binding; ATP-dependent protein folding chaperone. The record is from RefSeq and is a predicted model, not a curated record.